Molecule: messenger RNA, 1475 nt
Organism: Puntigrus tetrazona (Sumatra barb)
Lineage: Eukaryota; Metazoa; Chordata; Actinopteri; Cypriniformes; Cyprinidae
Product: 1-acyl-sn-glycerol-3-phosphate acyltransferase delta-like
Exons: 10
Coding region: 107-1204 (365 amino acids)
Cellular component (GO): endomembrane system; mitochondrial outer membrane
Molecular function (GO): 1-acylglycerol-3-phosphate O-acyltransferase activity
Source: RefSeq, a predicted model, not a curated record
UCUCGCGCGCUCUCCAGUUAGCUCCAUGCGAUGAGACGGAUCCUCUGCUACUAACCGCGCAAGGGAAAAAAGAGGAUAUAGCGGAGACUGGGGACGUCAAGACUGCAUGAUAAGGAUGGGAAUUGUUCAAGUGCUAAAAACUCAGUUGCUGUGCCAUCUCAUUAUCUGUUACGUGUUCCUAGUCAGUGGAUUCAUUAUCAACCUGCUGCAGCUCUGUACUCUACCACUGUGGCCCUUUAACAAGCAGCUCGCACGCAAGAUCAACUGCAGAUUGGGUUAUUCCAUUUCUAGCCAACUGGUGGCAUUGUUGGAGUGGUGGUCUGGGACAGAAUGCACACUUUACACAGAUCCAGAAAGCUAUAAACUUUAUGGCAAAGAGAAUGCCAUUGUUGUCCUUAAUCAUAAUUUUGAGAUCGAUUUCAUGACAGGCUGGACCUUCUGUGAGAGAUUUGGCGUUUUAGGAAGCUCAAAGGUGUUGGCAAAAAAGGAACUUUCCUUUGUUCCUGUGAUCGGCUGGAUGUGGUACUUCCUAGAGAUCGUCUUCUGCAAGAGGAAAUGGGAAGAGGAUCGCAAGACAGUAGUGCAAAGUCUGCACAACCUUCGGGAUUACCCAGAAAACUUUUGGUUCCUGUUGCACUGUGAGGGCACACGCUUCACAGAAAAGAAGCACAAGAUUAGUAUGGAGGUGGCAGAGAAGAAAGGUCUCCCCAAACUCAAGUACCACCUUCUACCUCGGACCAAGGGCUUUUGUGUCACGGUCCAGAACCUCAGGGGAACGGUUACUGCUGUGUACGAUUCUACACUUAAUUUCAGAAACAACGAAAUGCCAACUUUACUAGGGGUACUCAACGGGAAAAAGUACCAUGCUGAUUUAUAUGUGAGGCGAAUUCCUCUGGACACGAUCCCAGAGGACGAGUCUGAAUGUGCCGUCUGGCUUCACAAACUCUACCAGGAAAAAGAUGAAUUCCAAGAGCAUUAUAGACAGACAGGGCGUUUUCCGGGUCCCAUUACAAGCCCUCCGCGUCGACCUUGGUCCCUGCUGAACUGGCUCUUCUGGGUUUGUUUGCUGGUCUACCCUCUCUGCAUGUUACUUCUGCAGUUGCUGCUAUCAGGAUCCACCUUCACUGUCGUCUGUACAUCGCUCUUCUGUCUAGCAGCAGACCGUAUAGGUGCUAGAGCAUGUCAGUUGGUAUCCGCUGGAUGAUCGGACAGACUGAAAUUGACAAGGGUUCCAACUACGGAAAUAAAGAGAUGCAAAUGAACAACAACUGAAACAUCUACCGGGGCGACAAGAUCAAGCUACUGAACGGUCGUGAGGGCAUUUUCACAACAGAAACUGGCAUUAGCCAAGUGAAACCUCUUUCAUGAAUGAAACUCGAGGAAGUUGCCACAUAAAGAGUCGUUUGAAUAAUUUAAAAACACUUUUCUGUUUUGAUUUACAUGUCAAGGCUUUUUUUUUUUUUUUUUUUUUUUUU